Nothobranchius furzeri (turquoise killifish) is the source of this 1828-nucleotide messenger RNA. RefSeq names its product GTPase IMAP family member 9. Gene Ontology annotation, molecular function: GTP binding. The record is from RefSeq and is a predicted model, not a curated record. NCBI's taxonomy places the organism in Eukaryota, Metazoa, Chordata, Actinopteri, Cyprinodontiformes, Nothobranchiidae.
ACUGCUGAGGUAUAAAAUACAGAGCUGAGAAAUAACCACAACUAUUCAGCCGUUAAACACCAAAGGUGACUUAACAUGUCCAGUCUGCAACUUAAACCAUUUCUAAACGAAUCUCAAGUAGCUCUGUUGGAUGUCGAGGAAAAAGAGAUCAGGGUGGUGCUCAUUGGAAAAACUGGAGGAGGGAAAAGCAGCACAGGAAACACCAUCCUACAGAGAAAAGCUUUUAAUUCCACCAUGUCUGCUUCUUCAAUAACAUCUUCGUGUGAAAAGAAAACGGGAGAAUUUGAUGGUCAGCCUCUAGCAGUGGUUGAUACUCCAGGUCUGUUUGACACCAGAAUGUCUGAAGAGAAGAUGAAGAAGGAAUUUGCUAAAUGCACCUCGUUUGCUGCUCCAGGUCCUCAUGUGUUCCUGGUCGUGAUAAAUCUCAGCAGAUUUACUGAAGAAGAACAAAAAACCGUUGAAAUCAUCCAGGAGUGUUUUGGAAAAGAUGCAGCAGCUUACACAAUGGUUGUAUUCACUCAUGGAGAUGAUCUAGAGGCGGAAGGAGUCUCCAUUGAAAGAUUCAUCAGUCCAAAUCAAGCUCUCAGAGCAUUCAUCAGUCAGUGUGGUGGAGGGUAUGUGGUCUUCAACAACAGAGCUGAAGAUCCGUCUCAGGUCAGAAAGCUGCUGAGGAAGAUCGACAUGAUGGUUCUGAGGAAUGGAGGUACAUACUUCACUAAUGAGAUGAUAAAAGAAGCUAGAAAAGCCAUUCACCAGGAAUCGAUGCAGCUCCUCCUCCAGAAUGUGGGAAUGAAGUUAGACAAAGUUCGACGACUGGCAGAGAAGAACAACCCAUUUCUUCGCGCUGUCAUUGGUUGUAAUGCUAUAACAAUUGGAGCUGGUACUGGAGCAGCUCUUGGAACAUUGGGGGGUCCAGGGGGAACAGAACUGGGGGCUUCAGAGGGAACCACAGUGGUAUGGGCUACAGCUGUGUCAGUUAAAAAGUAUACCUGCAAUAUCCAGUGAUUAUCGGUACUGAUUGGAUUUGAUCACAUUUAGAAGUUUUGUCCUUAGUGCAAAAGGAAGUGUCUUUAGAUCUGUCUUUGAGAUGUUUUCAAAUAUUAAACAAAUAGCCUAAAAGUUUAGUUUGUGAUGUCUGAUUCAGCAAUAGACCGUGUAAAUACAAACACAUGAAAAGUACGGAGCCCUGCGCGGAAAUGAUCUUUCUUUUUCAAAUCAUGUUUGUUUUGGAAGAUCGCAAGAUUAUUCUCUUUUUCUUGAUGGUUCCGCUUCUCUCAGCCACGUGGGAUCAAUGGAGAAGUCUGAAGCUGUCCAGAGUUCUACGGUUAGGUACUUAUAAGCUCACAGCUACCAGGUUAGAGGGCCGUGAUUCAGUCACGCUGACUCAGCAUCUCGCAAAACAAACAGGACGUUAAAAAAAUAAACUCUUCUUCCCAAGUCCCCUGCAGGACUCGGUACAAAGCAGCCUGUUAAACUAAAAUAUAUCUAAACAUAUUUUUUUAGAUGAGAAAUAAUUUUGCUGUCACUCUACCACCCAGCACCUCUAACCUCUAAAUGAUGACUUAAUUUCCUGUAAAAUUUCAUUCUUUUGUGAUAUUUUAAUUUAUGUAUCCCAUGUAAUUCUGAUUUUUUUAGUUCUCACUUUAAUGAACAAAAAUGGCUUUGGAUGUUCUAUGUGAAAGACUAAAGUCUUAUUACAGAAACACUGAGGUGUUGUAAAGCAUGAUUAGUUUUGAAAAAUUAAAUUUCACUAAAAAUAUUUCUGAAGAAAAUUUGUCAUUCAACGCUCUGCACUACCAUGACAGAAAUAAAUCAUAUUAAGUCAUGA